Molecule: messenger RNA, 1649 nt
Organism: Anguilla rostrata (American eel)
Lineage: Eukaryota; Metazoa; Chordata; Actinopteri; Anguilliformes; Anguillidae
Product: homeobox protein CDX-1-like
Exons: 3
Coding region: 140-910 (256 amino acids)
Biological process (GO): cell differentiation; anterior/posterior axis specification; regulation of transcription by RNA polymerase II
Cellular component (GO): nucleus
Molecular function (GO): RNA polymerase II transcription regulatory region sequence-specific DNA binding; DNA-binding transcription factor activity, RNA polymerase II-specific
Source: RefSeq, a predicted model, not a curated record
AAACCAGAAGUUAAAUGAGUACAGGUAAGUCAUCCAGGAAGGAGAGGGCUGAUUUGGUUAAAGAAAAACCCACGGUCAACCCGCAAGACCUGUACUUUCUUUUUGGACGCACUAUGCGUAGGAGAACGUGUUCGGAAAGAUGUACGUGAGUUAUCUGUUGGACAAGGACACCGGCAUGUACUCAAAUUCCGUGAGACACCCCAGCCUUAAUUUAAACCAUCAGAACUUCGUACCAGCGCCUCCGCAGUAUACGGAUUUCACCGGAUACCACCACGUCCCCGGAAUUAACGCUGACCCUCACCACGGACAGACCGGUGGCGCGUGGAAUCCAGCUUACGUACCCCCGAGGGAUGAAUGGGCCGCGUAUGGACCGGGGCCGCUAUCGUCCAACACAAACCACGGACAGAUCGGUUUCAGCCCCCCAGAAUUUACUUCCGUCCCACCGUCGGCUCCGGGGCUGCUACCGUCACCGAUCAAUUCACCUGUCGGUCAACUCUCUCCAAAUUCUCAGCGGAGAAACCCGUACGAAUGGAUACGACGCAACGGCCCGCCAUCAAAUUCAGGAGGGAAGACUCGGACGAAGGACAAGUACAGGGUGGUGUACACGGACCACCAGCGCCUGGAGCUGGAGAAGGAGUUCCACUACAGUCGCUACAUCACCAUCCGGAGGAAGGCGGAGCUGGCCUCCUCUCUCAGCCUAUCGGAACGACAGGUGAAGAUCUGGUUCCAGAACAGACGAGCCAAGGAGAGGAAGGUGAACAAGAAGAAGAUGCACCACUCCCAGCAGGCCUCCACGACCACUCCCACCCCUCCCGGCGUGGGUGGUAACCCCGGCAACGUCGCCAUGGUGACCAGCAGCAGCGGCUUGAUGUCGCCGUCGCUAUCAAUGACGAUUAAAGAGGAGUACUGACACGUGUCCCGCUAAGGGUGGGGUCACACACUGAACUCAUGCCAACACACACUCCUCCCGCUGACCUCCUCAAGAUAUGCAAUGUGCAGUUCUGGAGAACUUUUGCAGUGAAAGAGAGAAACCUGCUUCGAUGGCUUCUUGCGCUUUUUCUAAAAAAAAAAAAAAAAAGGAAAGAAAAAACAAAAUGACAAUUGUUAAAAGAGAAAGAGAUAUACAUAUAUAUAUAAUUAUAAACCUCUAUCUGUCAUGGCCGCUGUUUUGCUGAUGACGUCACUGCUUAGCUCAGUCAACCCUCACACAACUGCCAUGCUGGCAAUAUUGAGUUAAUGUUUUUGAUUAGAUUUUUUUUUUUUUAAAGAUGGAGUUUUAUUUUACAUGUCUAAAAUUUUUUGUAUUAAAAGCUUGCAGUUGCUGUUGUUGUCUGAAUGAUGCUGUCUAUGGUGAUAGCAGAGGCCAAAGAGAGAAGUUCUCAUGAGGGUUCCAGAAAAUAUUCAGUUCUGCCUCAGCCUCUGUCCAUUUUAACCCUUUGAAGAGUAGGUUUUUUGGAAUGUUUUUCAAAAUUCGAAGUCAAUGUUCUAAAACUCCAUUGCUUUCAAUUACCAGUAGUGAUUGUUACAUCAGCAUUAGAAUAUUCAGUUAAGAAUGAGAGGUUAAUCAACUUCAUUCUCACAAGUCAACUGUACAUACUGUUAAUCGUCUGAAAUCUCAACAAGCAAUAAAGUUUUUUGGAGGUUUUAAA